This is a messenger RNA of Danio aesculapii, 985 nucleotides long. RefSeq names its product TAF9 RNA polymerase II, TATA box binding protein (TBP)-associated factor (gene taf9). Gene Ontology annotation, biological process: DNA-templated transcription initiation; RNA polymerase II preinitiation complex assembly. The coding region runs from base 70 to 813 and encodes 247 amino acids. Gene Ontology annotation, molecular function: RNA polymerase II general transcription initiation factor activity; protein heterodimerization activity; transcription coactivator activity. The record is from RefSeq and is a predicted model, not a curated record. Lineage: Eukaryota; Metazoa; Chordata; Actinopteri; Cypriniformes; Danionidae. The transcript has 7 exons. Gene Ontology annotation, cellular component: SAGA complex; transcription factor TFIID complex.
GUCGUGUAGGUAGGGCUGAUCGCUCGCUCGAAACGUUUUACACACAACCCUUCAGAGGAGGAGGGAAAAAUGGCGUCUCCGAAAACAGUGCCUAAAGAUGCACAGGUCAUGAUGCAGAUUCUUAAAGACAUGGGCGUCACGGAGUACGAACCCCGAGUGGUCAAUCAAAUGCUGGAGUUUACAUACAGAUAUGUAACCACUAUUAUUGAGGAUGCCAAAAUAUAUUCUGCCCAUGCCAAGAAGUCCAGUGUGGAUGCAGAUGAUAUAAGGUUAGCGAUCCAGUGUCGAGUGGAUCAGUCCUUCACGUCUCCUCCGCCACGAGAUUUUCUGUUGGACAUUGCAAGGCAGAAGAACCAAACCCCUUUGCCUCUGAUCAAACCGUACACUGGUCCUCGUCUUCCUCCUGACCGUUACUGUCUCACUGCACCAAACUACAGACUAAAGUCCCUCCAGAAAAAGGUGUCUUCAUCUGCGGGCAGGAUAACAGUCCCACGCUUGAGUGUUGGAGCAGUGUCCAGCAGGCCAAGCACUCCAACACUUGGUACACCAGUGCAGACGGUGGGGACAAAAGUGGGAACACCAGUGUCACUGACCGGCCAGCGCUUCACUGUUCAGAUUCCCUCCUCACAGGCUGCCUCGGUCAAGUCAGCUACUCCUACCACUCCCACAGUCCAAAAUGUCCUCAUCAACCCGUCUCUCAUCGGCUCCAAAAACAUUCUCAUUACUACCAAUAUGGUGUCUCAGAAUUCAUCCAGUGAGUCCACAUCCCUGAAGAGGAAGCAUGAAGAUGAGGAUGACUAUGACGCUUUAUGACCUGCUGCAGUGUUUUUUGCGAGUCAUGAAGGCAAAGGGGAUUCUGUAAAUAAGCUUUCCAUAACUCUGAACUUGCUUUUCAGUAGUUUAGCCUUGUUUAGAUCAUCCAAUUGUAACCGUCAACUGCCAGUUACUGUUCAUUUUAAGUAUUAAAAAAAUUAAAUUGAUAAAA